AUGCCUCCUCCCCGAUCCAAGACCUGGCAGAAAAAGGCUGGGAAAGAGAAGGUGUUGAAUUGUGAGAAAAACUCUGCAGGAGACGCAAAGAUCUGCUGUGGGAAGCGGAGGGAAGGUAACUCUGGCUCCGACUCCAGCAGUGAAGGCCAUGGAACCCACAAAACGGGUACAAAGGAGGCUGUGGUGGGCAGCACUUCCUGCAGUGAAGAGAAGAGCAGCUCUUCUGAAGAGAGGAGCAGCUCUUCCGAGUUAGAUGGCAAGAGUGAGCAAGAAGUUGUGCUCAAAGAUCCUCCUGUGAAUGAAGGAAAAGGCUACAAGGAACUGGCUGAUGAAAGCAAGGAAGCAUCUAUUGAACCUGAAAAGGAGCAGGUGACCACAGGUGGAAAAAUUGAAUCUGAGGCUGAAGGCACUGAAUUUGGAGGAUUGGAAGCAGAGGAGAAGAUGAGGAAGCCAGACAACAUGCUGAGACAACCAGAAUUUGCUCCAGCUGAGAGCAGUGAGGCAGAUGAUCAAUUAAGCACUUCAGGACUCGAAGUUAAGAGUGUUAAGAACAGGGAAAAUAUUGAAAUAAAGAAGGAAAAUAUACUAGAAAAUGAUAGAGUUGAAGAUAUGUCUAAAGAUGGACAUGUGAAUUCUGACAGCAGUGGGGAGAGCAGCAAUGCAGAGAACAUUGAAAACAAACUAGAACCACUCCCAACAGCUGUGAAAGCAAAACUCCAUGUUCACCUUAGCAAAUAUGAACUGGAAGAGAAGGUGAAUGAUGAAGGCAGAGAGCUGGAAGAUGGCUCUUUCCUCUCCAAGCAGCAGAGGACAUUGAAGGAGAAAUCUGGCAAGUGUGAGAUCCCAGAACAAGGUGAAGAGGCUGGAGAUAGACAGAAAAAAGUCACCGGCUGGCUUGGCCAAAAACCUGCCAAGAAAGCAAGGCUGAAAGCUCGACUGCUGAGUGUGGCACGUGCAAUUGGUAUCUCCAGAUGGCUCUUGAAGAAAUUUGGGAAGAAGAAGAGGAGCAGCAAACCUUUUGGAUUCAGAAGUAGAAUGGCAAUCCGGAUUCUGAGCACUGCUGGUGUGCACUGGUCCCAGCAGCAGGGGCAGGGAUGGGACCCUGCAGCAUGGCUGAACUCCAAGCUGCUGCUGCCAUGGCCAGCCAUGGAGAACCUGAGCAAAUGGGCCAUCUCCAAGGAGCCCCAGCUGGCCAGCAGCCGUGUGAGGGUCUGCAAGGACCAGUGGGAGGCAGAUGAUGUUGCUGACAACAUGCUGGAGAUGGAGUUCAUGCAGAAACAGGUGUACAUGUGUGAAGAGCACUGUGCAGAAGUUGAGGAGAUUGAAGAUCUAACCAGACUGGAGGAAGUCUCUGAGAGCUCAGUCCUGCUGUGCCUGAAGAAGAGGUUCCAUUGCAAUCUCAUUUAUACUUACAUUGGGCAAAUUUUGAUUUCUGUGAAUCCUUUCAAAGACCUCAGUAUCUACUCUGAAGAUGUGGCUGCCAAGUACCAGCAAGGGACUCUCUCAAAAAAUGCCCCACACAUCUUUGCCAUAGCAGAGAUGGCCUACACGCUGUCCCAGUCGUCAGGGCAGGAGCAGUGUGUCCUCAUCAGUGGGCACAGUGGAUCAGGUAAAACAGAAGCUACCAAAGCCAUUGUGCAAUACCUGACCAUGCUGUACCAGGGAUCUGACAGCCACAGGAUCAGACAGCCCUGCAGUGUCCUACCCAUCCUAGAGAGUUUUGGAAAUGCAAGAACCAUCCUCAAUGACAACUCCAGCCGUUUUGGAAAGCUGCUGAAUGUCCACCUGCGACAUGGCAUUGUGGUGGGAACAUCCAUCUCCCAGUACCUACUGGAGAAGUCUCGUGUGGUAUUUCAGGCCCAUGGUGAGAGGAACUACCACGUGUUUUACGAGCUGCUGGCAGGGCUGCCCGCGGAGCAGAAAGAGGAGAUGUACUUGCAGGAGGCAGAGUCCUACUUUUACCUGAACCAGGGCAGAGCAUGUGAAGUCCUGGGGAAGGAGGACAGUCAAGAUUUUCUGGUCUUGGUGCAAGCUCUGGAAGGAAUCAGCCUCUCAGAUGAUCAGCUGAGCUCCACCUGGGCUGUCCUGGCUGCCAUUCUGCAGCUGGGGAACAUCUGCUUUACCUCCUAUGAGAAAGAAUCCUUUGAACACGCAGCCAUCGCCAGUGACACUGAGAUUCAGAUUGUGGCCAAUCUGUUGCGUGUCUCAGCAGAGCUCCUGCAGAGUGCUGUCACUCACCGUGUCACUGUUACAUCUUAUGAUCGGAUCUUCACCCCUCUGUCUGUAGAAGGAGCCAUUGAUGCGAGAGACUCCAUUGCCAAGGCUCUGUACUACCUGCUCUUUGAGUGGCUGCUGCUGAGGAUCAAUGAGUGGUUGGCUCCCUGGGAGUCUGACUGUGCCGUGGGCAUUGUGGACAUCCAUGGGUUUGAGGAUCUGGGGGUGAACAGCUUAGAGCAGCUCUGCAUCAACUUUGCCAAUGAGCACCUCCAGUGGUUCUUCAGCCAGACUGUCAUUGCCCAGGAAGAGGAGGAAUACAGCCAGCAGCAGUUAGCUUGGAUUCCUGUUUCCAAGAUGUGCAGUGAGUCGUGCCUGGAUUUCCUUACUGCAAAGCCCCACGGCAUCCUGUGCAUCCUGGAUGACCAGACAUCCCUGACUCAGGCCACAGACCACACUUUCCUCCAGAAGUGUCAUUACCACCAUGGAAACAGCCCUUGGUACACCAAGCCCAAGCUGCCUUUGCCAGAGUUCACUGUGCAGCACUACGCUGGCCCUGUCACCUACCAGGUCCACAAGUUUCUCAAUAAAAACCGUGACCAGCUGCGGCCAGAGGUGCUGGAUAUCUUCUCCCAGAGCCGCCUCAAGGUGGUGUCUCACAUUUUCCAGAGGGCUAAAGCUGCCUAUGGUCAGCGAAGGGAGCUGGGGGGCAGGGGCAGAGGGCUCAGGCCUCAGGCCUCCACACUGGUGUCCAAAUUCCAGCAGUCUUUACAGGACCUCACAGCCAAGCUGAGAGGGAGCCAUGCCUUCUUCAUCCGAUGCAUCACCCCUAAUCCCAGGAAGCUGUCAAAUGUCUUUGAUAUGGAAUAUGUCAACUGUCAGCUGCGACAUUCCGGGAUACUGGAGGCCAUCCACAUUCUGAAGGAGGGAUUCCCAGUCCGUCUGCCAUUCCAGAGCUUCCUGGCCAGGUACGGGCUCCUGGCUGGGAGAAGAGCAGCUUGGAGCAGCUUGGAGCAGAGAGAAGGCUGUGCAGCAGUGCUGGCUCACGUGCUGGGGAACCCCUCGGAUCUCUAUCAGAUUGGGGUGACAAAGAGGAAAUUCCGACGCCUCCUUCAGCGCCGGCGCCUCCGUGUCCUCCAGGAGAAAGUCACGCUCAUCCAGGCUCACUUCCGAGGUUACCAGGCAAGGAAGCGUUACAGGAGGCUGAAGAAGACUUUGGUGCAAUUUAAAACCAUGAUUAUAAUCUCCAGACCUUUGAUUCAAAGGAGGAAGCGCUGCCAGGACGUGGGGCUGCUGGAGAUCCCUGCAGAGCUCGCAGCCCUCCUGCACUUUGUUGAAGGUCGACACCAAGCACAGGCCAACCAGAUAACUGAGACACAGCCCCCAGAAAUCAAGGUCAAGGAUGACCUUUCCCUCCCACCCACCAUCAACAGCUAUCCCUUCUCCUCCUUCGUCAAAUCACACUUCCAGAAGCCAGAUUUCCCUGCCCCUGGUCAGCCUCUGCAGCACCCCUUAACCCACCUGGAUGCUGAACACCAGGAGAGUGCACUUGAGAUAAACAAACUGAUUUUGCGGUUCAUCGGUGACCAGAGUCUCCGUGGCUGGCAGGAGGUCCUGCUGGGCAACUACAUUGCUGGGAGAGGUUUGAGCGAUGCUGCUCUGCGCAAUGAAAUCUUCAGCCAGGUGGUUGCCCAGACCUGGAGGAACCCGGACACAGAGCACAGCCAGCGAGGCUGGGUCCUGAUGGCCACUCUGCUGAGCUGCUUUGGCCCCUCACCAGCACUGGAGAAGCCACUGCUGAAGUUUGUGUCAGACUAUGGCAUGGAGGGCUACAGCGCUGUCUGCCAGCGCAAGAUGCUGACGGCAGCUCAGUGCACAGAGACAGAGCCUGCACGCUCUCGGGCUUACCUUCCCACCCAGCUGGAGUGGACAGCAAACCAGAGGAGAGGGAAGAUGGUGCUGGAUGUUCAUACCUUUAAUGAGGAGAAGUUCUCAGCUGAGGUGGAGUCCUGGAUGACUGGGGAGCAGUAUGCAGCCUGGAUCCUGAGUGCAAGGGGCUGUGACAAGAAGACUCGAGGGUGGUCUGUCUCCAUGUUCACUGGCAACACAUGGCAGGACCUGCUGGGCUGUGACUUUGUGCUGGACCUCAUUGGAGAGAUGGAGGAGACCAGCAACUUCAUCAGCUCCUCCCAGGCCCCCACUGAGUACCCCAUCAUUCCAGAAAGGGACAGGAGCAUUCUCCAGUCCUCUGACCUGGACAUCACUCAUCUCAUUUUCCUCUUCAACAGGAUCCCUCCUGCUCCAGGUAUCCAGGCCCCUGCCUUCCCCCCACCCAGCCUGCCUCCAGAACCUAUUGGUCUCCAUCCAGAUCCAAGGUUUAGAGAUGACCUGAGGACCCCUGUAGGCUUGGAUCACUAUGUGGAUGAUCUCUUCAGCCCUGUGCUGCAUCAGGGCUCCAGAGUAUCUGAUCUGGAGAACAGGGAGAUUCUCACCAGAUGCAUGAAAGGAGGUGGGAAGAUUGGACCCACACAGAGAGGAAUCUUUCCUUCUACAGGCUUGUCUGGAAUGACUCAAACACCAGUUUACCAGCCCAUGCCCUCCAUGGUGGGGAUGCCAGCAGCCAUGCCCAUGAUGCCAGGGGUUGGUGGGGUUUCACCUAUGCCAGCCAUGGUGAUGCCCCAGCCCGUGGUUCCAGCUGUAGAUCCCAGCCAGCUGGCAGCACAGCAGCAAGCCUUUAUCAACCAGCAGGCCAUGCUCAUGGCCCAGCAGAUGACCCUUCAAGCCAUGAGCAUUUCCCAGCAGCAGCAGCAGCAGGAGCUGCAGAAGCAGCAAAAGUCUCUGGAGAACUCAAGGCCAAGAGUCUCAAGCCCAGCACAAGCCUCAGCCCCAGCCACUUUCCCAAAACCCAAGAAGCCUUCCAGCAGCCAGGCUGCUGCAACACCAUCAAGGUCUCCAGAGCCACCAGCUAAGGCAAAAGAGCCGGAUUAUGACUACAUGGAAGAGGAGUUCUCCAGCAGUGAUGAUGAUGACUGUCCUCGGGAAACCUUCCAGCAGAAGAAAGAGUACUUCCAGAAGAUGGGAGAGCAGCACAUCCGAGUGAAGAAAGUCAGACCUAGCAAAACCUGGACUCCUCCAGCAAAACCCCAGCCAACAGAGGAGGAGGAGGAGGAGAAAAGAGAGGAGCUGGAGAAGAGGGAAAAAGAGGAGCUGGAGAAGAGGGAAAAAGAGGAGCUGGAGAAGAGGAAAGAAGUGAAGCCUGUCCCUAAACCAGAGCCAGCUCCUGCUUCCCCUCUGCCACCUCCUGAGCCAAGGCCAAAGAAGGAGACACCAAAACCAAAGAAGGAGCCGCCAGUAGUGAAGCCCUCAGGCCCUGAGAAGCUUCCUGCACCCAGCCGUGAGAUCAGGAACAUCAUCAAAAUGUACCAGAGCAGACCAGCCCCCGAGCCCCAGCCCAUCCAGCCCACCAGGAAAGUAACCAAGCCAUUUAUAAAGAAGAACGACCCCAAAAAUGAGGCUCUGGCCAAGCUGGGAAUGAUGAACCCCUCACCUCAGCGAUCACCAUCUCCUGUGCCACAGGAGAAGAAAACACCUCCACCUGUCAAGCCCAAGCCAGGCCCAGCUUCCAGCUCUAUCAAGGAAAAGCAGUUGCCUCUCCUGUCCGUCUUCAAACCAGAGGAUGCCCCACCAGCUGCCCAGGCCCCUCAUGCUCCCCCUCUUCCCCCACCAAUGCCUGAGGACCAAGGCAGGCAGGAAUCCACAGGGAAGGACUCUGCUGUGACAGUGGCAGGUGAUGAUGGGAUCAAGACCCAGCUGUACAAGCUCACCACCAGUGUCAGCUUUUCCUAUGUCGACCCUGCCUGGAAAAUUUUUCUGCGCAAAGAGGUGUUUUACCCCAAAGAAAAUUUCAGCCACCCUUAUUGUCUGAACUUGCUGUGUGAACAGAUCAUCCGUGACACCUUCUCUGAGUCCAGCUUUCGGAUCUCCAGGGAGGAGAAGCGCAAGAUGAAAGACCUGCUGAUGGAGUUCCGAGUUGGCAACAAUGCCCAGUCCAUUCAGGAGGACGGGAUAAAGAAGAGGAUUGUAGUGGCUGCUCGGGACAACUGGGCCAACUAUUUCUCCCGCCUUUUCCCAGUUCAGGGUGAAAAGGGAAGUGAUGUGCAGAUCCUGGGUGUUUCUCACCGGGGCAUGAGGCUGCUGAAGGUGGAGAAAGCAGCUGGAUACCAUCCCGAGCACCUCAAGAUCCUAUGCAGCUACUGCUUUGCAGAUAUACUGUCAGUGGAGAUGAAAGGCAGCAAUUCCCUGGAGUUCUCCCUGAAAACAGAGCAGCUCAUCCUGCACUCUCCGAAGGCUCCAUGCAUCAAAGCCAUGGUGGAACUCUUCAUGCAGGAGCUGAGGCAGGACACCAACUAUGUCGUGGCUCUGCGUAGCUACAUCGUGGAUGACAAGAGCCUGCUCAGCUUCAAGAAGGGCGACCUCAUCGAGCUGCUGCCCAUGCAGGGCGUGGAGCCAGGGUGGCAGUUUGGCUCCACCGGUGGCCGCUGUGGUCUCUUCCCCACCAGCCUGGUGCAGCUGGCUCCUGCCAUUGACUACCUCACCACCAGCAUGGACAGACGGGGAGAACAGAGGAAGAGCAUGAGAGCUUCCCCAGAGAGCAGAAACACCAGCAGGGAGAGUUCUGUCCUUAGCCUGACACCAGAAGCCACCAGCACCAUGUUAGUCCCUGCUGGUGACCAUUACACCAUGACUGACUUUGCCACCAGCUACUUCCGAGAGGCUCAGUCCAUGCAGGGCCUGAAGGGGACGUCUGUUGAGAAGAAGAAUGUGGCUGACCUGGUGCGGCACACCAAGGUCCCAAUCCAGGCGUCUUUGCUCCGGUACUCUGACAGUGAGCUGAACGAGCUGGCUACAAGGAACUUCCAGACGCUGAUGAGGUUCAUGGGAGAUCGGCCAAAACACAAGCACCAAGCUGAGGUCCAAUGCAUCUAUGAAAUCCUUCAGCUGUGCAAGGAGAAGGAGAAUUUGCAUGAUGAGAUCUACUGCCAGGUCAUCAAACAGGUCACACACAACCCUCAGCAGGAGAGCGAGCUGCGGGGCUGGUUGCUCCUAAACCUGCUCACUGGGUACUUCCUGCCUUCCAAAAUCUUGAUGCCCUAUGCCACCAAGUUCCUGCAGCUGGCCAGCAGUGAUCCAUCCAGCACCCACCACGAUAUAGCCAAGAUUUGCCAGAGCAACCUGCGCAAAAACUUCCUGUACGGGGGCCGUCGGCACCUCCCUUUCCCUGUGGAGAUGGAGGCACUGCUGAAGGGACACGGUGCCCGCCGGCUGGUUGUGCUGAUGCCUGGAGGCAUGGAGUACCUCACCAGGAUCAGGACAUUCACUGUGGCCAAGGAGCUCUUGCAGGAGAUCUGUGAGCAGAUGGGAAUAGGUGAACAGCAAGAGAUACAGGAUUUUGUUCUCUUUGCUAUCAGGAGUGACGACAAAAAUCUUGAUAAAAUGGUGAGGCCAAUAAAACUGGAGGAGUAUCUCCAUGAUUACCUGCUGGAGGACAAGCUGGUCACUGUGACCUUACGCAGACUCAUCUGGAGGACACCUCUGCACUUUGACAACCAAGUUUACACAGAUGUCCAUUAUGGACAGGUGCUGUGGGAUUACCUGAAUGGGAGGAUCCUGCUGAACCAGAGUAAAGAAAUGGAGAUGCAGGUGGGCCUUUUGGCAAUGCUCCAGCACUGGGCCAAAGUGGAGCAGCAGAAAUCUGCUCCCUCCAGGGAAGAGCUGAAGGAGUACACUCCAAAGACCCUGCAGUCCUCCAUCAGCCCCAAGGCUCUGCACAACCACGUGGCCACACUGCUGAGAACGAGGCAGCCCCUCCAGCCACGCGAUGCAAAAAUCCAGUUCAUAGAGGACGUGAUGAAAUUGCCGUUCUUUGGCUACACCAUCUUCAUAGUGGAGAGAAUCAGCGAUAACAUGAUCCCUGUGCCCUGUUUCUUUGGUGUGAACAAGGAGGAGAUCAUUGUGGUGGAUGGCACCACCCAGGCCGUGUCCCGGGUCAUUCCCCUGAAGGAGCUGCAGAAGAUGCGCACCCUGAGGCCCAUCUCCGACGGGGGCCUUCCCGGCCUGGAGCUCCACUAUGGCUCCCCUGGCAACCCCGGGGCCCUGUGGGUGGAACUGUCACAGGCCAAAGAACUGUACCACACGAUUGUUGUCAUGCUGGAUAAAACAGAGCUGCACCCCUAGAGCCUCAAAGGAGGAGAAUGGCUAAGGAAAACAGCACUGUUUCCCCUUCUCUGAACUUGGUCAGUGCUCCCUGACCUGUCUUUGGGAGAGAACUCUUCCAGAAGACACCCAUGACCUCAGCCAGCUGCUUUCUAAGAAUGCCACCACAGCGUUUGUUGAUGGAGUGACCAUAACCCUCGUGACCUGCCGUUCAGCCCUCAAGCACUUCCUUGAAACAAUCCAUGCUGUGGCUAAACAAACCCCAAGGGCCUCUCCACACCACAGCCCGUUCCAACAAAGAGCAGCUGACCCAAAGCAAGCAUUUGUCUUCAAGCUUUGCACUGUGCAACUCCUCCUUUCUGUUUUGAAUUCAUUACCACAAGCAAAGCCUGGUGCUUGCUAGAGAUUUGUGUAUCCCAAUGCCCAGCUGAGGCUGUGCAGUGCCUGCAUGGGCUGCUGGUGUUUUCCAGGAGCCAGAUUUGUUUCUGAAUUGAUAUGCAGAGGUCCUGUUGCAGGAUUUGUGAAGCAGUUUGUAGAAAGCAUCCUAAUUGAAAAGCAGAUCAGUGUUAAUCAUACAAUUAACACGUAUGCUGGGGCACAGAUUGAGCUGCAGUGGUAAGGAAGUUUAUUGUUAAUUAAUUUCCCACUGACAUAAUUAUAUGCAUAUGCUUCCCUCUACUAUAAAGAAGUCAGUCAUGGCCAUGCAGCUGUCAGACUUCAAUGAUGGCUCCAAGCCCAUGGAAGAAGCUUCUUCAAACAGAACUUGUAUUAUACUGAAGUGUUUUGGGUUGUACAAAAAUAUUUAAUUUAUUUUUACUGCCACAGCUCUCCUAAUGACCUGAGGAGUAACUGCCCUUUAGGAAAUUGCAAUAAAAUAAUCACAGAGAUGUUCUGAAGGUAUGAUAUGCUAGAUCUUACAUCUAACCUGGGAAAACUUAGCUGCAGGUAAUGGGCAAAGCUUGAGUAAAAUGUUGUCACUGUUGGCAGGGAAGGGGGAUAUAUCUGAGGGUGCUCACUGCAAGCCCUGAUGCACAGUUAGACUUUUGCUGGUGAGCUCAUGCCAGUGGGAACUACAGCAUUUUCUCUGGCAGGUGCUUCUCUUUGAGUGCUGCUUAAUGUACCUCUGGCCUCUGGAGUGACUGAGUGGUAAGAAAAAGCUUCCAGGAACAAUCUACAACAGUUGUAAC
This is a messenger RNA of Vidua macroura (Pin-tailed whydah), 9614 nucleotides long. It is a transcript of the gene MYO15B, whose product is annotated as myosin XVB. The transcript has 67 exons. Gene Ontology annotation, cellular component: cytoskeleton; myosin complex. Bases 1 to 8448 code for a protein of 2815 amino acids. Lineage: Eukaryota; Metazoa; Chordata; Aves; Passeriformes; Viduidae. The record is from RefSeq and is a predicted model, not a curated record. Gene Ontology annotation, molecular function: cytoskeletal motor activity; protein binding; ATP binding.